GGCUUCGGGGGGCUCAGAGGCGGCGAGGCAGCGGGUCCGGAGCUGGAGGAAGAGCUGCGGGUCUGGCGGAUCAGCCGAGCCGCUGCCAGAUUCAGCAUGGAGGAGAAUGACUGGAUUUUUCUGUUUUUCCCAUGUAACUAUUUUGGUUUGGGAAGGAGGUAUGCUGUUCUUGAAGAAUGACUUCAGAUAGUGUUCUUGUUCUUUGCUGUUACGGAGAGUGUGCUGUUUCAACUAUAUGAAGUUUAGCUCACAGCUUAAAAGCACAGAUGGAAGAGUUGCAGAACUUAGUUAUGUAAGGAGUGGCAAUUUUGCUGAUGCUGAUAAAGAAUUUGUGUGGUCUCUUUGGAAAAAUCUCCAGGUGUCAAAAUCAGAUCUUACUCAAACUGUCAGCUUGGUUGUGGAAAGAGAAAACCAGAAAGCUGAAGUCAAGGACAGAAGCAUUUUAGAGAUUUUGCAUGCCAAAGAUAGAAAAAUGGAACAUGUUUCUCUAGAACAUAGGCUCACAGGACAGCAGCAGGAGAUAAACAGCUUAAUGCAGAGAAAAAGUGCUGUGGAUGAGGAAAAUGCCCGUUUGAAGAAUGAAUUUUGUAAUUUGAACCGGAAAUUUAAAGAUAAAAGCCAAGAACUUAAGGACACCAAGGAGUGUGCACAGAAGAAGGAAGAGCAAAACAGACUGGUUAUAAAAAACCUGGAGGAGGAAAAGAAGGGAUUAAAUAUAUGCUGUGCUGACCUGCUAAGUGACCUGGAGAAACUGAGGAAGCAGGAGGCACAAUGGAAGAAAACAAAAUCUGGCAAUAAUAUCAGAAUAAAGAAUUUGGAAACUGAUUUAGCAGAGACAAGAGGAAAAAUAAAGUUGCACAGUAUAUGCAGUAACUUGUCAUCUCAGGUAGAUGUGAAACAGGAAGAAUUUUUCCAAAAGGAUUGUGAUGUGGUCAGAGCUAAGAAGGAGUUAGAGGAGAUACAGAAUCUUUGCAGACAAAACAUUGAGGAUAGAACACAGCAGGCUGAGCUGAUAAAGCAGCUAGAGGCUCUCAAUGCUGAUACACAAAAAGUACUGCAAGACCAAGAAUAUGCUCACACAGCUAAAACAACAUAUCAAAAAGUAUUUCAACAGCCUUCUUUAAGGGAGCUUAUUCCAGUGCAAGAAUCUGAAAUGGAGCUUUUGCACAAAAAAUUGAAGAAAGUGGAUCUUAACCUAGCAGAGCGUGAUUUGUACACUACAGAUACUCUGGAAAGCAACAAUAUAAGGACUUCUGAAAUUAUGAUGAUUUUCAUUGUGUUCAGACUCUUCCUCAUCUAUUUGGAUAGUCCUCAGACUAACUGUGAUCAUGUAGACUAUGGGAAGCUGUUAACAAGGUUGCAAAGAGAAACCUUUAGUGGUAGCGCUGUGGUAAUUCUGCUUGUUAUUUCUCUAGUAUUCCAUGCAGAUUUUUUUUUUUAUAAUUCAUUAUUAGUAUUCAAAAUUACUUCUUCUUUAAUUCUGCAUGUCUUUCAUAAUCCGGUGUUCCAACUAGUUCAACCAUGUCCUUCUUUUAUUCUCCAGGAACCACCUGUGAAACGUUCAAGGUCUCUGUCCCCAAAGAGCUCUUUUAGAGAGUCAGAGGAACUAAGAGAAUCUUAAGAGCUAAGAGCAGCCUAUGGAAAACACGAAGAAAAGCUGCAGAUGUUACAGACCAACUACAGAGCACUAAAAGAGCAAUUAUAGCAGUGGGAAGAGGGCAAUAGCAGCCUUGAAAUCAGUAAAUGCAGAUACCAGCAUACAGGCUUCUGUCAGCUUUGUCAAGAAGAUCCUGAUGUGAUGUGGAAUGAGCUGGCUUUUUUCAAAAGGGGGCACAAAAAGCUGCUGAUUGAGAAACUGAAUCUUGAGGAAGACUUGCAUCAGAUGAAAAUAUACCAAUCUGUGAAGCCACUUUUUAAGCUUAGUGAAGAUGAUGUGGUCAACGGUAGUACUCCAAAGAGGAAUAUGAAAGAAGUUUCACAUGAGAUGUUACAGAAGGUACAACAGUUAGAGAGAAGAUUCAAAGCUAUUGAAGGGGAAUUAAAGAAACAGAAAGAAGUAAAUAAGGACUUACUGAAUGAGAAAAUGUAUUUGAAAGAAUUUUUAAAAGUGCAAAAGGAAGAUACAGACACAAGGAAAAGAGAGCUGGAAACACUAAAGAGGAUUUGUGAGGUCAAAAAAGAAAAAGCAGAACUUCAUUUCAUGAUUGAUGAGAAGGAGAAAGAAGCUGCCUCUUAAGUAACAGAUGCUAACAGGUUGAGAAAUGAAAGUGAAGAUUUGCUGAGUCAAGUGCAGGAGCAGAAGUGUUUGCUGGAUAAAGCCAAAGCAGUGGUAAUUUCUGGGCAAUGUAAUUGCAAGAUAACAGGCACCAAGGUUAAAUUAAAAACAGCCAAGAAAAAGAGCUCUUUGGGACAUCAUGGAGCUUUUCUCAAACAGUCCAUCAAGGUUAUGAGUAAUGUGUUUGAGAACUUCAGUAAGGACGGCUGGGAGGAUGUGAGUGAAAGCAGUGACUCUGAAAUACCAACUUCUGAACAUUUGGAAACAGUGAUUAUGAAGACAGUGCAAAACAUUUAUCCACUGCCAGACAGAAGUACACAAGAAGAAAAAAAGCCCUGCAAUUUGCUUCAUUUAGAAGUCCAAAAUGAGCAAUAUCAUAAAAAGGUAUAUAUUGUUUUGUUCUCCGGAGAAACACCACUGUCCAGAAAGCAGGCUACACUGCUGCAAGAAAAAAUUAAGCCAUCGCAGAACCAGGUAGCUGUUGUACAGAGGGAAAAAAAGACAGCAGUGGCUUCCAUUAAAAAUGUUAAACAAACCAAUGGAAAAUUAACAAGUCAGCUACAUUUGGCUGAUCAGAGACUUCAAGUUAAAAAACUGACCAUAGAGGUAAAAUACUUUUCAUUAUAUUGUAUAUUUUUAUGUAAUAAAGGUAUGCUUAGUUCUGAUUUUAUUGAAAUUUUGAAGUUUUCUCUCUUGAUAGUCAGUGCUUUUGGCCUUUCAUUAUUUCAGGUGAAGUCUCUGGCUGAAGACAAAAAAGCUUCCACUGACUCAAUGAAACAAAGAUUUAAUGUAGCUAUGAAAGAGAAGUCUCAGUAUGAGCAGAUAUAUCACAAAGACAAAGAUUAUUUGGAGAAAAAGGUUCUCAAGGAUGCUAAACUAGAGAGAAAAAUGGUUGAGACUGAAUGUGCUAUGGCUGAGCUUGAAACUGCUGCAUCUCAACUACAUAGCUUGGCUAAACAGAGUACACAGGCUUUGGAAACACAGAAGGUGCUGCUGCUUACCAGUGACAAAAUAGAAGAGUUCAAGACAUUUGUGAAGACUCUAACUGGAGAGUUACAUCAUAGUGUACAAGAGCUGAGAACAAAAAUCAAACUGGCAAAAAAAAUGGAGAUGAAAGCAUGCAAAAAGGGCCUUUCCCAAAAGAGUCGUCAGUUAGCAACGUCUAUCCUUAAUGUUUAAACAACUGAUCUUUACGAAAUACUACAAGAAGGAGAUGAUCAGGAAACAGCAGAAACGAAAGUGGAAUUUGAAAAAGAUAAAGAAUGGCUACAGCAUAUACAGAAACUUCUUGAAGCACAGUUUCCUUUUACCUCAUACUUAAUGGAUGCUGUAGUGGAAAAAUUAAAUGUAAAGAAGAAAUUUGUAGAAGAGUACAGUUCCCUCAUGAUGUACACUGUAUGAUAUUGCCACUAUUCAUAUUUGCAAAGUGUGACUAAAAUGUGUGCUGUUUCCUCAUGUUUUUCCCCCUCUCAUAAAGAGCUGUCAAUAUGCAUGUUCAAUACAUACACAGAAACCAUGAACUAAUUAAUUGUUGAACAAGAGGAAUUAAUUAAAUUCCUAUUAGAAAGCAGUGUGGUAUUUGAUUCCUGAAGAGAAAAAUUGCUGCAAAUCAAUGCAAAGCUCAAAAUUAUUUUCCUUUAAAUGCAUUGGCAGUGAACACAUGUGCAGGCUUUGUAGAGAGAGGAUGUCUUUGUUAUGACUAACACAUAUUUAUACAAUUUUAAAAGAAUAAGAAACAGCCAAAUAACAUCUGAUUGUACUAAUCAGAAUAGUAGAAGUAGGAUUUAUAAAGGAACUGGGAAUAUCACUGUGAUUUUUGAAUAGCUAAUUUCUUUUAGCUUCUUUGUAAAACACAUCUUUAUAUAUAUGCUACAUAAAAAUAUAUGCUUUUAUGUUAGAAAAAAUAAAUUAUUGUAGAAUAAAAAUAUUCUGUGUGGAGUAAUACAGGAAAAGCUGUGCUCUCCUCUGAGCAUACUGGAGCAUAACGUGUGCAAUGUAUUUAAAAAUUCAAUAAAAUAAAGUUUUUUCUAUUA
Messenger RNA from Taeniopygia guttata (zebra finch), 4308 nucleotides. The record is from RefSeq and is a predicted model, not a curated record. Lineage: Eukaryota; Metazoa; Chordata; Aves; Passeriformes; Estrildidae.